Molecule: messenger RNA, 2453 nt
Organism: Equus quagga
Lineage: Eukaryota; Metazoa; Chordata; Mammalia; Perissodactyla; Equidae
Gene: SLC26A9
Product: solute carrier family 26 member 9
Exons: 19
Coding region: 84-2453 (789 amino acids)
Biological process (GO): transmembrane transport
Cellular component (GO): membrane
Molecular function (GO): sulfate transmembrane transporter activity; oxalate transmembrane transporter activity; chloride transmembrane transporter activity
Source: RefSeq, a predicted model, not a curated record
CACCUUUCAGCUGCCCGCUCCCCAGGCACACCUGCAGCCCUGCCCAGCGGCCCCCUCACCCGCCGCUCGUAAAUGCCCCAGACAUGAGCCAGCCUAGGCCUCGCUACGUGGUAGACAGAGCCGCAUACUCUCUCACCCUCUUCGAUGACGAGUUUGAAAAGAAGGACCGGACGUACCCAGUGGGAGAGAAACUUCUCAACACCUUCAGAUGUUCCCCAGCUAAAGUCAAAGCUGCGGUGUUUGGGCUGCUCCCCGUGCUCUCCUGGCUUCCCAAGUACAAGAUCAAAGACUACCUGGUCCCCGACCUGCUUGGCGGCCUCAGCGGUGGAUGCAUCCAGGUCCCCCAAGGCAUGGCGUUUGCUCUGCUGGCCAACCUCCCUGCAGUCAACGGCCUCUACUCCUCUUUCUUCCCGCUCCUGACCUACUUCUUCCUGGGGGGCAUACACCAGAUGGUGCCAGGUACCUUUGCCGUUAUCAGCAUCCUGGUGGGUAACGUCUGUCUGCAGCUGGCCCCAGAGUCGAAAUUCCGGGUCUUCGACAAUGCCACCAAUGAGAGCUACGUGGACACAGCGGCCAUGGAGGCCGAGAGGCUGCACGUGUCAGCAACACUAGCCUGCCUGACUGCCAUCAUCCAGAUGGGCCUGGGCUUCGUCCAGUUCGGCUUUGUGGCUAUCUACCUCUCCGAGUCCUUCAUCCGGGGCUUCAUGACGGCCGCUGGCCUGCAGAUCCUGAUCUCGGUGCUCAAGUACAUCUUUGGGCUGACCAUCCCCUCCUACGCAGGCCCAGGGUCCAUUGUCUUUACCUUCAUUGACAUUUGCAAAGGCCUCCCCGACACCAACAUCGCCUCGCUCAUCUUCGCCCUCAUCAGCGGUGCCUUCCUGAUGCUGGUGAAGGAACUCAAUGCUCGCUACAUGCACAAGAUCCGCUUCCCCAUCCCCACAGAGAUGAUUGUGGUGGUGGUGGCAACGGCUAUCUCCGGGAGCUAUAAGAUGCCCAAAAAGUAUCACAUGCAGAUUGUGGGAGAGAUCCAACAUGGGUUCCCCACUCCCGUGUCGCCUGUGGUUUCUCAGUGGAAGGAUAUGAUUGGCACAGCCUUCUCUCUGGCCAUUGUGGGCUACGUCAUCAACCUGGCUAUGGGGAGGACCCUGGCCAGCAAACAUGGCUAUGACGUGGAUUCUAACCAGGAGAUGAUUGCCCUGGGCUGCAGCAACUUCUUUGGCUCCUUUUUUAAAAUCCAUGUCAUUUGCUGUGCUCUUUCCGUCACUCUGGCUGUAGAUGGAGCUGGAGGAAAAUCCCAGGUGGCGAGCCUGUGUGUGUCUCUGGUGGUGAUGAUCACCAUGCUGGUCCUGGGAUCCUAUCUGUACGCCCUCCCCAAGUCUGUGCUAGGAGCCCUGAUAGCUGUCAACCUCAAGAACUCCCUCAAGCAACUUGCCGACCCCUACUACCUGUGGAGGAGGAGCAAGCUGGACUGUUGUAUCUGGGUGGUGAGCUUCCUCUCCUCCUUCUUCCUGAGCCUGCCGUAUGGUGUGGCGGUGGGUGUCGCCUUCUCCGUCCUCGUCGUGGUCUUCCAGACCCAAUUUCGAAAUGGCUACGCUUUGGCCCAGGUCCUGGACAGUGACAUUUAUGUGAAUCCCAAGACCUACAACAGGGUCCAGGAAAUCAAAGGGGUCAGGAUUGUCACUUACUGCUCCCCUCUCUACUUUGCCAACUCGGAGAUCUUCAGGCAAAAGGUCAUUGCCAAGACAGGUGUGGACCCCCAGAAAGUGUUGCUCGCCAAGCAAAAGUACCUCAAGAGGCAGGAGAAGAGAAGGAUGCCCGCACAACAGAGGAAGUCUCUAUUCAUGAAAACCAAGACUGUCUCCCUGCAGGAGCUGCAGCAGGACUUUGAGAACGCCUCCCCGACCGACCCCAACAACAACCAGACGCCUGCUGAUGGUGCCAGUGUGUCAUACAUCACCUUCAGCCCUGACAGCUCCCCGGCUGCCCACUGUGAGCCACCAGCCUCUGCGGAGAUCCCCAUUGAACCCAGUGACAUGCUGGCCAGUGUCCCACCCUUUGUCACCUUCCACACCCUCAUCCUUGACAUGAGCGGGGUCAGCUUUGUGGACUUGAUGGGCAUCAAAGCCCUGGCCAAGCUGAGCUCCACUUACGGGAAGAUCGGCGUGCAGGUCUUCUUAGCGAACAUUCACGCCCAGGUGUACAAUGACAUCAGCCACGGAGGCGUCUUUGAAGACGGGUGUCUACAGCGCAACCACGUCUUUCCCAGCAUACAUGAUGCCGUCCUCUUUGCCCAGGCCAACGCCAGAGAAGUGGCCCCAGGACGUGACUUUCAAGGGGUAAGGUCCCCGCCCCUGGGGAAUCCUAGGCCCCAGGGCACUGAAAUAGCAGGACCAGGAGGCAUUAGAAAGAACACAGGAGGAGGUUUGAGUUCCAACACCAAUUCCGUCAUUUAA